UCCGACUUACGGGGGCACCGAUCUUUUCGCCGUUGUCGCACGCACUCCGGGCGCCCACGCAGCCACCGACACGUCGUGCCGCCCGAUCGGAGACGAGCAUAAGUGGUCGGAGAUAAAUGAUAAUCGAGGGGAGACCGAGCAGAGGGAAGAAAACGAGGAGGCGGAAAAAAAAUUAAUGUCAUAUCGCAACGGCGACAAUACCAAAUUAUAACGUUCCAAGUCCCCGGGAAGUAAAGAGUAGAAAUUUUAAACAAACGCACUCUAUGACCCACGCAUUGUACACCGAUUUUAACACCGCACACGAAUCGUGUACCCUCGACUCAGCUUUCAAACGCGCAGAAAAUUACAGACCCCACAGAAUUAACGAGCCUGAUCUUUUUUUCAUCCCUCUAUAUUUUAUCGCCACGUUUUCGACCGUCGCAAUCACUUCUCAGUCUCUGUCUAUCUGUAAAUCCCACUCAUUUGUUUUCAUUUCGUCGCUCUAUUUUUAUCGUCGAAUAUUCUUCGUCCAGAUAUCCCUUUUUAUUUUUUCUCAUCAACAUCGUCGUAAGUCGGGUAUAAAUAAUCAUCGUUGUGUCGAGUGAUAAAAAUUUUCAAAAAAUCUUCGCCACCCCUCCCGAUAGAUUAUUGCGUGAUUAAAAAACCGUGAAACACGUUCUGUGACAUGGUGAAGAAUCGUAUCGCAGUUUAAUUUGUGCGUGAAUUUAAACCAGGAUCCCUGCACGAGUUUCUCGUGAAAAAAGUUCGACGAAUAAUCAAACGGAUAAUUGAUAGAACCGAUCGUUGAAUAAAUUAUCGCGAAGUGGUGUCCCUCCUGGAGUGUAUAAAUCAGGCGUGAGAAUCGAGAACACGGUUCGCUCCGAUUUUCAACUAGCAGCUCGGCAGACUCGACGAUAUAUUUAAAUAGUAACGCUGGCAAAGGGUGACACGGCUCCUCCUUAAGUGCAACGUGAUAUCCGAGCUAGGCGACAGUGUGACAUCUGAUGAACGCGUGCGUGCUAACGCGGUGCGUGCCUUUCACCAGAAGGAAUAUCAAAUUUUUCCCAGACUUUUGAAAGAAAAAAAACACCUCCGGAGUUUCAUUUUUCCCGCCAAUUAUUUGCCGAAAUUCGAAAAUUCGAACGACAACCGAAGUCUUGGAUUAUCGCGAAGCGCGAUUCUCGUCCCGGUGCUUCAGCAGCGAGUCACGUGGUCCGAGAGUCGAAGAGGCGAACAGGGGAUAAGAGUGAGGAGAGUACAGACACGUGGAUCGUGGAACUCUAUCAAAAUAUCGAGAUUGAGCUCACGAUGAAGAAGACGGCAAUACGGAAGAUAAAAGUUAAAAAUCCUAAGGUCUGUUUGGAAAUUUUAACCACAUACCAGUGGUACAACACGUCGUGAACGCGAGAUCGAUUAGAUAAUAAUAAUAACACAUACGCGUAUGCACUUUUAACGGAGUGCGUAUAAACGUGUGUGUGUGUGUAUAUAUAUAUAUAUAUGUAUGUAUGUAUGUAUUUAUACAUAUGUAUAUAUAUGUAUGUAUAUUUAACGAAGUGUGCGUGUGUGUGUAAUAUAUUGAAGAAAAGUAAAUAAAUGAAUAAAUAAAAGUAUCUAUACAUGUGUGUGUAAAAUUUUUCGUGUACGCAAUUGGAUAACGAGAGUCCAGGAGUGGUGGAAACUAAAAUUGUGCGAUCGUGCGAGAAAGAAGGAAAAAGAGUGAGGAUAAGAAGUAAAAGUGGAAGAUUCGGAGGCGGAGGCGGCGGUGGAGGAGAAAGAAAGAAAGAAAAUCGGGAGAUAAUUAGACGACGAAAAACGACCGAACUGAUUCGAUCAUCCCCCUCCCCCUGCACCCGAAAAUAUAUAAAACGAUAAAUAAAUAAUUAAAUAAAUAAAUAAAUUAAUUAAACAACAACGUCAAAGUGCCAGUAGACGGUGAAAAAAUUGCCAACUUCUGGUCAAAUAUCGGGGGGGGAGUGAGGCGGUGAACCCCCCGGGCGAAAAAGCGAAACCAGAUUGGAUAAUGUGGGCAUUUCUCUUUUUGGCCGGUCUAUUUAGCGGUUGGUGGGGCGCUCUGUCUCUCGCCGCGCCCCCAGAAUCCGCCGUUGCGGCCCCUCGGACGUCAUCGACGUCAGGAAAUACCCUGAGAACGUUGCUGUUCCCGUUGACGGAAAGAAAUUCUGAGACCGAGUCGACUCAAGGUCGGGAUCACCUGGAACCGUAUCGCUAUAACGCGGUAAAAAGACGCUCGACGUCGCUCAGGCGACGGGAAUCAAAAUUUCGGUACGACAGCCUUCCGCGACUGAGAUACGAGGAGGUCAUCGCGAGUCACGGUAAAACACGGGACACCGAAUCGGCGAUCUUUCCGUUCGUCCAAGGGCCCGAAUCUACGGUCGAAAGACCCCGAGUCGCGAGGGCGGCGAAGAACCGGAAGGAGAGGACGAGGACGAGGGACAAUUCCCCGAGGGAACAGCGCAGGCGGGGAAGGAACAAGGAGAGAAGGGGACAGAACUGGUGCCCCGACGUCGACGUCGGGAACAGGGCGUACCUCGCACCGACCGUUUUUGAGGGUAAGGCCAGGAGCAUGUCUUCGGCCAGGAAACCCGAGUCCAACUACGCGGUGACCUUUGAGGUCAAGCGGGUAUACAAGAGUCAGAGCGGCUUUCAGCCGUUGGUGAAAAACGACAGUGUGAGAUUGCAUUUCCGGGAUAAAACUCCCGGGAAGUCCACCUCGUGCGAAAACAGUGGAAUCGACGGAGUGAGUGCUCCGGGUGUUGUACGGGCAAAUAUCAAAAGGGGCAAAGUGUAUCUAGUUUUUGUUAGCCGCGUCGGACCGAGGAACUUCACUAUCCUAGGCGAACCGAUUAUUCGUAGCAAAAAGAACGCCCAGGCGGUUCAAGCCGUCGUUCGACCAGACUAUGUGAGGGAAGUAACAUUGUCUGAGCUUCGAGACGCAGUUGCGAGGUUACAGGAAAAAGUGAAGCUUGUCUGCCGGACGAGAGGGUCACCACCCCCAAGGGUGCACUGGCUCAAAGACGGUAUGCCUCUUCACCCCGGACAUGGUCUCAGAAUUCAGCACAAGCGGCGGAGAUCGAAAGUGGUGAUUGCCUCUGCGAAAGCAGAGGACAGCGGACGUUACGAAUGCGUGGCGGAAAGCACCGCUGGACAUCGAGCCGCCCUGGCCGCCAAACUUCUAGUCACACACGCUCCAGAAACUACGACGGCAGCGUGGCCUCGACAGGAAGCUCCUUGCCCAAUUUCGGAGGACUUCUGCAUGAACGGUGGAACCUGCUUGUUCUUUGAGACCGUCGGUGAACCAGCCUGCAGGUGUGCCGAGGGUUUCACGGGCCUCCGGUGCGAGAACAAGGAUGUAACAAGCACCGGAAAAAUGGAUAAGUACUCUUCCUUCGCCGAGGACAUCUCCCUUGCCCGCUUCUAGCGCAUCUAGCGGCACUGUCAAGCUUGCACACCGGGACAUACAUCGUGUUUUGUUUUAUUGUAGCCUUACCUCAUACUCCCGACAUCCUCGCCUUUCCUGCCCGUCCCCGACCCCAAAUAACCCGCAAUUCCCAUGUUUUACCCAAUGGACCUGCCCUGCUUUACGCUUAUACUCUACAUACAUCCGUUCUUUCUCCAAUUUACUAUUUUGUUUUCGAAUGAUUUCCGUAUCUCCUUCUCUCAGUAUUAUUUCUACGUUUUUCUCUUCUCUACUAUCGUCUUAUCUAUUUCAUCUUGGAACUUGCUGGUUCUGGGGCUGUUACUCAACUUAAGAUAUUACAGCUGUGGUCGAGAUUUUCUAGUAGCAGUCAUACGUUAUCACGACCCUUGAACUGCUGGCCAAACUCCAUGCCUCUUCGUCCGACCAGAACUUUUGAAGAGAAACUUUAGUGAAGUUGAUUGGAAAUUCCAACACCUGAAUCCUCUUCACAUUGUUCUCGAAAAUUUCAGAAGCUCCGAAGAUCCGGCCGUGGACGAGGACGAGGACGAGGACGAGGGUUGAGGCCGAGAUAUCCUCGCCACCAGACUUCAAGCUAAGGUGAAAAAUUUUGGGACCGAAGAUGAAGACGCGACACUUGACAUACCGCAUGGUUACUUCAUAGGCAUGAAAAGACUGAAAAAACGGAAAAAAAAACAACCAUAAAUCCGAAGACGCUCCGCACUCGGAGUGAGCAGCAAAUCGACCCCUCACGAGCAAUUUGUGGAACUCUUACCGUGAAUUCUCGCGAAUUCUCGCAGGUCUAACAAAUGUCCGGUUUAACGUCUCACGUCGGGGAGAAUUCGCGAGGAUUCGAGAACCGUUCAGAGCACGCUCGGCACAGUGAAACUCUGUGUAGAUACCUUAUCGCCUUCCUCUAUAUUCCGUGUUUGCAUACGAGGUCAUCCGUCACUGUCAGUCGGCUGUGCGGCGUCGGGACGCCCACGGGAGUUAAUAUCUUUUUCACCGAGCAAAAUGGGGUGGAAAAAUAAAAAUGAAAAACCGCAUUUCGCUGGGCUGCAGCAGAUAUCGCGAAACCGAAUGGCGAGACUGACUCCAGUGCAUCUGCGAUAGUCGCAUUCUAUCGAUCUUCCCAUUCUACAUCUCGUUUUAUCCUCUCUCACAUGAGAUUUCUCAAGCCUUCGGGGCGCAGAGUAAACCCCAUGAGUACCCCAACGAACACGCUUUCUUUUAUGCAACGGGCUGAAAGUGGGUGAGAGAAUUUUGAUUGAUGCGCUUCGAGGCGGUCGGCAUAAGUUAACACCUUUUACAAAUACCAGAAGGAGCUACACUGAUUCACGUUGUAAUCACGUGUAUGUAUGAUUUAGCUUAUUUUUCGUACCUGUUGUAAAUUAGAAAGUUGUUUUUUCUACUAACAAACAACAUCGAUAUUGACCCACUGAUGAUGAGAGACAAAUUUUAUUAGCCUUCCUCGUUUGAUUCAUUCGAUAAGUCAUUUGUUGUUGGUUCGAACAAGGCGCACUGGAAUUUAAUAAACAUACUAGUAUCAAGGCAUUGAUUAUUUAAUUUCAGUUGUUUUUGCAGCAACAAGUACGGACUUUGUGAUCACUGUUCAAACAAUCAAUGCCUUUUAAAUUUCCCAAAUAGACACGGAGUUGGAAUAAAAUUUAUUUAAAUUAAAGAAGAUUUCCUGAAAUCAAAUGAACUUUAUCCGAAUUAAGUAUAUAUCUAUCGGAUUCGAAGAGUCUUAACCAAUUGAAUAGUGCUGAUAUUGGCCGGACUAAGAACUUUCUGCUCGGAUGUGUGCUGAGCUUAUAAAAUAUUAUGAAAGAAAAUCUAUUUUCUGUGUUAUUUAUGAUGAAAUCCGAAAUUUAAACAGCUCUAAGAUGAGAAACACCACGUCGAUUAAUAUCCAAGUUAUCCAAAUUUGUUUCUCCGUUCUUGAAGCAUCGUCGGACAAAAAUUUGAUCACAUACACACCCGAACUUCCAUCGGCCACUCAAAAAUAGUC
Molecule: messenger RNA, 5423 nt
Organism: Neodiprion fabricii
Lineage: Eukaryota; Metazoa; Arthropoda; Insecta; Hymenoptera; Diprionidae
Gene: vn
Product: protein vein
Exons: 9
Coding region: 2000-3415 (471 amino acids)
Biological process (GO): nervous system development; animal organ development; intracellular signal transduction
Molecular function (GO): signaling receptor binding
Source: RefSeq, a predicted model, not a curated record